AUGCGGAAAAAGAAGACCUGGAUCUGGGCUCAAUUCUUCAUCUGCUUUGGGGUUCAGGAGCUUUUCGGCACCUUGGUCAAGAAGAAGGAAGACAGAGCACGCAGCCUCGUGGACGGAAGAUUCAUUCAAGAUGAUUGGGUGGGGUUUAGCCUCUUCGAACUUCGGUUGAUGCGGAUUGAGCAACUGAAAGGGAUGAAGCUUCUGCCAGUCGCCUUGCUAGCCUUGUCUUUUCUCUCUGAAGAUGGAGAUCGAAGAGCAGCGGACAGCGCUGGGAGAUCUUCUACUAAUUACUCCAAAGGCUUAUAUGCAACGCAUUGA
This is a messenger RNA of Striga asiatica, 318 nucleotides long. Lineage: Eukaryota; Viridiplantae; Streptophyta; Magnoliopsida; Lamiales; Orobanchaceae. The record is from the annotation of a GenBank genome assembly.